GCGCGACGGUGGCUCGGACAACACUUUUUGGUGGACGCGAGCGUGGUGACGGACGCGGUGGAGGCGGCGAGGCUGGGAGCGGGGGAGCGAGUGCUGGAGAUUGGACCGGGGACGGGAAACUUGACGAACGAGAUGCUGAAGCGCGGGGCGCGCGUGUUGGCGGUGGAGAAGGAUAGGAAUUUAGCGGAGAAAUUACGGGAAGGGUUGUGCGUGGAGUAUAAAGAUGCGUUCGAGUUGGUGGAGGGGGAUUUUUUGAAGUGGGACGGAUUGGCGACGGCGUUUGAGCGCGCGACGCCGGAGACGCCGAGGGCGAAAGUGGUGGCGAAUAUUCCGUACAACAUCACCACAGACGUGUUGAAGGUGUUGCUUCCGAUGGGUGACACGUUUGAGGAUAUGAUUUUUAUGUUUCAAGAGGAAGUGGCGCAGCGUUUGGUGCGCGACGACGCCGGCGGCGGAGACUAUCGGGCGAUGAGCGUUCGCGUCCACUACUACUCCAAGCCGUAUUACAUCCGUCCAGUUUUGCGUGAUUGCUUCAUGCCGCCGCCGAACGUGGAAUCGUGUUUAAUCGGAUUCAAGCCGAAAGAGCCGCACGAGCUCUUACCCUUGAACGGCACCGACAAGCAAUUCUUCACCUUUGUCCAGGCGUGCUUCGCGCAAAAGCGUAAAAUGUUACGCAACAACCUCAAGGCGGUGUGCGACGAGGCGACGAUGGACGGCGCGUUCGCGUUGCUCGACCGCGGACUUAAAGUUCGUCCGCAAGAGCUCACCAUGGAGGAGUACGUCAAACUAUUCAAUUUCGUACGC
This is a messenger RNA of Ostreococcus lucimarinus CCE9901, 804 nucleotides long. RefSeq lists its product with no specific name. The record is from RefSeq and is a predicted model, not a curated record. Gene Ontology annotation, biological process: rRNA methylation. NCBI's taxonomy places the organism in Eukaryota, Viridiplantae, Chlorophyta, Mamiellophyceae, Mamiellales, Bathycoccaceae. Gene Ontology annotation, cellular component: mitochondrial matrix. The transcript has a single exon. Gene Ontology annotation, molecular function: rRNA (adenine-N6,N6-)-dimethyltransferase activity. The annotation marks the transcript as partial.